GAAUUUUUGAACUCCUAUUUUUUUCCCUUUUAAUAAUAGUCCACCGCAGCAUCGGCAGCCAGCAACUUCGCAACCUUGAUCCAUUCCUAAUGCUUGAUGAGUUCGACGUCAAGGCUCCUGGUGGUUUCCCUGACCAUCCUCACCGUGGCUUCGAAACGGUCACCUAUAUGCUCGAAGGUGAAUUCUUGCAUGAAGACUUCAAGGGCCACAAGGGUCGCAUCGGACCCGGCGAUCUGCAAUGGAUGUCCGCCGCUCGUGGCAUUAUGCAUUCUGAGAUCCCUGCAACCAACAGCCGGGCCCACGGUCUGCAACUUUGGGUCAACCUUGCCAGCAAGGACAAAAUGGCCGAGCCCAGCUACCAGGAAUACCCCGCAUCCCAGGUAACGCAUGUGUCACCCGAGGAGGGCGUCCAAAUCAAGGUCAUUGCCGGUGAAUCCCAUGGCGCAAAGAGUCCUGUCAUGACACGUACACCUACCAUGUUUAUCGAUGUCAAGCUGGCCAAAGGUAAAUCGAUCGAGCAAGCCAUUCCCAAGGAGUAUGCUGGUUUCAUCUACACGAUCUCAGGUUCGGGAUUGUUUGGUUCGGAAAAGCACAAGUCGGAUGCACAUCAUACUUUGGUCUUGGAUGAGAACGGUGGCACUACGGUCCCCGUCGAAUCGUUGUCGGAUGAUUGUCACUUUGUGAUCAUUGCCGGUCAACCUAUCCGUGAGCCUAUUGUUCAGUAUGGCCCGUUUGUUAUGGUGAGUGGAACAGUUACUGAUCAAGGGAAAGGAACAGUGUUGUUAGAAACGAGUAAAAACUAAUCUUUUUGUUCAUCUAGAACACUCAACAAGA
Messenger RNA from Zychaea mexicana, 834 nucleotides. Its product is annotated as RmlC-like cupin domain-containing protein. Gene Ontology annotation, cellular component: nucleus. Gene Ontology annotation, biological process: monocyte differentiation. Gene Ontology annotation, molecular function: quercetin 2,3-dioxygenase activity. The transcript has a single exon. The coding region runs from base 90 to 803 and encodes 237 amino acids. Lineage: Eukaryota; Fungi; Mucoromycota; Mucoromycetes; Mucorales; Lichtheimiaceae. The record is from RefSeq and is a predicted model, not a curated record.